Molecule: messenger RNA, 1698 nt
Organism: Cotesia glomerata
Lineage: Eukaryota; Metazoa; Arthropoda; Insecta; Hymenoptera; Braconidae
Gene: Rpn3
Product: probable 26S proteasome non-ATPase regulatory subunit 3
Exons: 2
Coding region: 142-1623 (493 amino acids)
Biological process (GO): regulation of protein catabolic process; ubiquitin-dependent protein catabolic process
Cellular component (GO): proteasome complex; proteasome regulatory particle, lid subcomplex
Molecular function (GO): enzyme regulator activity; protein binding
Source: RefSeq, a predicted model, not a curated record
UUUCAUGGAAAUUCAGCUGUAAUCAAUCACAAAUCACAAAAGUACCAAAACCGGAGAACAGUGAAUUGACAUUUUUUGAUAUAGUUGUAAAAACUGAUAAAUUUAGUAUUAUAAUUCCUGCUGUCAGUAAAAGCCAUUAACAUGGGUGUCAAAGUCCAAGAAGCAAUGGAAGUGGAAGUAGCAGCGGAGCUUGCGAGCGAGGAGACUGACAAGAAGGACUCGAACCUGCAGUCAAUCCAAGACCUGCGCGAGCACACGCGCCAGAUCGAGAAAGCAGUCCAAAACAAAGAGCCGCGAUUCAUCCUGCGAGCUCUGAGAGCUUUGCCGAACACCCGCAGGAAGCUGAACCCCGUGGUCUUGCGGGGCGUGAUCGGAGGAUUCUACACACGAUCAGCAGCUGAGCGAGAGGCCCUUCUUGCUUGGGUGGAGGAACCUAUGGACACCGAAGGCACCCAGGCAGCGAUCCAACGCUUCAAGAGCUCAGCGUCUCCACUGCUGCCGGAAAUUGAUGCUUACAUACAUCUGCUAGUCCUGGUGCGUUUAAUCGACACCAAGAAAUACCAGGAAGCUGUCCAGUGCUCUGAGUCACUUGUUCACAAGAUAACCGCGCAAAACAGGAGAACAAUUGACUUGAUAGCUGCUAAAUGUUACUUCUACCACUCGCGCGCUUACGAGCUGAUCAACCAGCUGGACAAGAUCCGAGGAUUCCUUCAUCUUCGGCUGAGAACCGCCACCUUGAGGAACGACUUCGAGGGCCAGGCUGUGCUGAUAAACUGCUUGUUGCGCAACUACUUGCACUACAACUUGUACGACCAAGCUGACAAGCUCGUGCUCAAGUCGACCUUCCCAGAGACUGCCAGCAACAACGAGUGGGCCAGAUACCUCUACUAUCUAGGAAGGAUCAAGGCCGCAAGGUUGGAAUACUCUGCUGCCCACAAGUACUUGGUCCAAGCGAUGCGCAAGGCUCCUCAGUCCACUGCCAUCGGAUUCCGUCAGACGGUCCAGAAGUUGGCCGUCACUGUCGAGCUUCUUCUUGGAGACAUUCCCGAGAGGCAGAUCUUCAGGACUGCUCCACUGAGACGAGCUCUGGCGCCGUACUUCCAGCUCACCCAAGCAGUACGUCUGGGAAAUUUGCACCGCUUCGGAGAGGUCUUGGAGAACUUUGGUCCCCAGUUUCGCUUGGACCACACCUUCACUUUGAUUCUCCGUCUGAGACACAAUGUUAUCAAGACUGCGAUCCGGUCUAUCGGGUCCUCGUACUCCAGAAUUUCACCGGGAGACAUUGCUCGCAAGCUGGGUCUCGACUCUGGAGUUGACGCUGAGUUUAUUGUGGCCAAAGCGAUCCGCGAUGGCGUAAUUGAAGCGACUCUUGACCCGGAAAAUGGGUACAUGCGAAGCAAGGAAAGCACUGAUAUUUACUGCACCCGGGAACCUUUGCUGGCGUUCCACCAGCGGAUAACUUUCUGUCUCGACUUGCACAAUCAGAGUGUUAAGGCUAUGCGUUAUCCGCCGAAGUCUUAUGGUAAGGAUCUAGAGUCUGCAGAAGAGCGCAGAGAGCGCGAGCAGCAGGACUUGGAGCUGGCGAAGGAAAUGGCUGAGGAGGACGAUGAUGGUUUUCCUUAAAUUUAUUUUUUAUUAAUUAAUGUAUUGAAUUAAAUACUUACUUUGUAACUUUUUUUUUUUGAGUAAUAAUAAUAA